Pundamilia nyererei is the source of this 4538-nucleotide messenger RNA. RefSeq names its product apoptotic chromatin condensation inducer 1b (gene acin1b). Lineage: Eukaryota; Metazoa; Chordata; Actinopteri; Cichliformes; Cichlidae. Gene Ontology annotation, cellular component: ASAP complex; precatalytic spliceosome. Gene Ontology annotation, molecular function: RNA binding. The record is from RefSeq and is a predicted model, not a curated record. The transcript is spliced from 18 exons. Bases 46 to 3495 code for a protein of 1149 amino acids. Gene Ontology annotation, biological process: RNA splicing.
AGCAGCAGCCGUAGCGACGGAGUUUAGACAAGCGGAGGGAGCAAAAUGGCGGACGAAGAUAUUACGCUUGAUGGAAAACCUCUUCAGUCGCUCCGAGUUGCCGAUUUGAAAGCGGCUCUGGAGCAAAGAAACCUCCCAAAAAGCGGACAAAAGAACACACUUAUCAAGCGACUCAAAGGGGCUCUGAUGCUGGAGAACCUACAGAAGACAUCGUCCUCUCACAGUGGGCUGCAGCCCAACUCUCAGAUAGGAGAGGAGAUGUGCCAGAACAGCUUCAUAAAGCAGUACCUGGCCAAGCAGCAAGAGCUCCUUUGCCAGAGACUGGAGAGAGAGGCCCAGCAGGGGCAAGACGCUGAUGAGAGCCCAGCUGUACCCGAGGAGGAUGAAGAACACUCGGAGGACAAUGACAGCUCCUCCUAUGCCUCUGACAAGCCACGUCAGGUUCUGGCCAGGCCUGAGGAGAGAGGGGCAGGAGACUCAGUGACAGGUCAUGGCACCACCCUUCAUCACCAGGAGGCCCAUGACGCUCCAGGAGCUAGGAUGCAGCGAGCCACCUUUCACCAAGGACACAAGGAGCCACCAGCACCCUCUCCUCCCCGUGCAGUCGCCUCCCUGUCAGUGCGCGUUCUGGGACAGCCCGACUGUCCCCCAGCAGUACCCCCAGCUCAGGAGAAGGAAGGCACCGCACCGAGUGAACCAGGAUCGGCUCGUUCUGUGCUCCACCUGAGCCGAUCUGCUGGGGGUUCAGCAUCAAGCCAUGUCCAUGAGGAUAGUGAUGAAGGUGAUGAUGGUGAUGAUGAGAGUGAUGAUGAUGAGGACUGGGGGCCUGGUCCCGGUGGGGUCCGAAAGGGAAGCAGGGGACCUGCCCCAUCGCAGCAGAUGCCACCCAGCGUCCCAUCAUCAGCUGGAAGAUCCAAACGCAAACUUCAACCUCCGCAGCACAUCCCACCUCCACAGGUACACCACACCCCCAUGCAACUGCGCCACCCCACACCUCCUCCCUCUCCACCCCCUAAUCUGUUCCCCCUUCCUGACACUCCCAAGCAGAGCCCGCCAGACCCAGAUGACCGUGAAGAAGCUGGACGCAGCCAAGGGGUGGUGUCAUUCCCACCUUCCAAGGUGCAGAGGCAAGAUUCUGACUCAAGUUCUCGUUCCAGCAGUCCCGAACCACGCGUGAAACGUGGGACAGGGCCCCUUUCUCUGCUUGUACACAAGAUGGAGUCAGAGGGGGCUGGUGUGUCAGGAGAGACUGCACACUCCACUGCUGAGUCUUCCAGUGAAUCCCCACAGCCAGGACGGGAGACAAAGAUGCAACAAGAGGACAGGAAGAUGGAGGAAGAGAGGCAGCUGAAGGAGAGGGAGGACAAGGAGAGACAGAAACAGCGUGAGAAGGAACGAGAAAAAGAGAAGAAACAACAACAGGAGGAGGAGAAGAGAAGAGAGGAGAAACGGCUAAAGGAGGAGCAGGAAAAGAAACAGAAGACGGCAGAUGAAGACAAGAAGCUGGUGACUGAGGUCCAAGAUUCCGGUUCUUCAUCAGAUUCUGACUCCAAAUCAGACUCGUCGUCACGAUCAUCACAAUCGUCCUCCUCUCAGGAUAAAACACCACCUGCCAGGAAGCUGAAGAAGGGGGACCAAGAAGCAGAUGGUGAGAAAAAAGCUGACCCGAGUAAAGGGGCAGAGACACCACACCUUUCCAAAAGGGAGGUGUCGGAGCCCAGUGCAGCCGCCGUGACGGAGGUGGAACCAGAUUCGGAGAGCUCCAUGGACCAGCAGCCAGCCUCCGGGGCUGAGCCUGAGAACAGUGAGGGCCGCCAUGAGGAGAGCACCACCCCUAAGGCUUUUGCUGCUCGCAAGAUAUCCCUGACCAACAGUAAGACUUCUCCCGCCACCACAGACGGAGGAGCAGGAGAGACUGAGACGGGAACCGCAGCGGGGAGAAAGAGGCGAUGGGGUUCCAGCACGGCCGUCACUGCUAAGAAGCCCUCCAUCAGCAUUACAACGGACUCCCUGAAGUCUUUGAUCCCCGACAUCAAAGUGAACCAGGAGGCAGUCGUGGAUCUUCACCCAGAGGAGCUGCAGUUGUCUGGUGAUGAGGAGAACCCGGAUGCCAGCAGAAGCGACCCAGACAAAGGCCUCAAGAUCCGACGCACCGUCACACAGGUUGUCCCAGGUAGCAGCCAGGAAAAUGGACAGACAAAGGAAGAAGAAGAAGAAGAAGAAGAAGAGGAGGUGGAGAAAAUGGAGACAGAGAAACCACGUCGGACUUCCAGAGACAACAGGAAGAGCAGUCUUUCCGAGGACGUCCCAGAAACACAGACGUCUGUCAGCCUCGACGGGGAAGCGAAGAAAGUUACCCCCAGCGACAGCCUGGUGCGUCGCUCCAUAAGUCAACAGAAGUCCGGUGUGUCCGUCACGAUCGACGAUCCCGUUCGCACAACCAGGCAGCCCUCACCACCUCGUGGAAAAGUGUCAAACAUCAUCCAUGUGACAAACCUGGUGCGACCUUUCACCCUGGGCCAGCUGAAGGAGCUGCUGAACCGUACAGGGAGCGUAGUGGAAGAGGGCUUUUGGAUUGACAAGAUAAAGUCUCACUGCUAUGUCACAUACGCUACAACAGACGAGGCUGUCGCUACCAGAGCUGCCCUCCACAGAGUCAAGUGGCCUACGAGCAAUCCCAAGGUCCUCAACGUGGACUUCUGUGAGCAGGCUGAGCUGGACUUUCACAAAGGUGUCCUGAAGCCAGACAAAGAGGAGGAGCCUGUUCCCCCGCCCGCUGCCCCACCGAUCCGGCUGCCCCCUCUGAUGCCUGAGCGAGACAGAGAACGAGACAGGGACAGAGAUAGGGAACGUGAGCGCGAACGCGAGCGAGACAGAGGUGUACGGGAUCUGUGGGCAGAGCGAGAAAGGGAGAUGCAGCGCCGAGAGAGGGCGCGAGGCGAGCGGGAAUGGGACCGGGAUAAAGUGCGGGAAUUUGCACGGCCGGGAGAGGAUGGACGACGAUCUAGAUCCAGAGACAGAGACAGGAAGAGGAGAGAGAGGGCCAAGAGCAAGGAGAGGAAGACUGAUAAGAAGGAGAAGGCAGAUGAACCUCCAGCCAAACUGUUAGACGACUUGUUCCUCAAGACCAAAACAGCUCCGUGUAUAUACUGGCUUCCCCUCACCGAGGAGCAGGUGGCGCAGAGGCUUUUGGAUCGCACAGAGCGACAAAAGGAGCGCGAGCGAAGGCAUAAGGAACUGCAAGAGGAGGAGAAGAAACGCGAGGAGGAGAAGGAAAGGCUGAAGGGCCGGGAGAAGGAUGGCAGCGUGGCGACGAGCGGCGGAGCAGCCGGGCGAGGCGCUGACGGAGACAGAGAGCGGGGCCGAGACAGAGAUCGGGACCGUGAGGGGGACAAGAAGAGGGAUGGCAGCCACCGGCCCCGACGACCUUCGCCGGGCGCUGCUAGUGGACGCCGGUCUCGUAGUCGGAGCAACCCGAGGGACAGGCGCCGCUGAGGGAUGGACGGAGGCCGCAGGAAAAGCUGGAGAGGGAAGCAGUGUAGCUGAGGACGCAGCGGGCUGGCACUGGCAGGGGUGUUUCGGUGUCUGCUCCUCCCCUACCUGCCCCCACUGUGCUUGAAUUCGUCCACUAUGACGCCAGCGUUGUCUUCCACACACUUCUGCCACCCACCCCACUCCCCAUCUUUUUAACAAAUUCCUUUGCAGAAACAUGACGGUUCAUCGCGCUCCCCUCCUCCUCCGUUCUCUUGCCGUCUUCCAGCAGAACACCGGCUCCUUCCUCCUGUAGAGAGUAGCGUUUCCUCCUCGUCUCUGUUUCAGUGCUGUCGGUUCCCCUUUGAUUGAAGAAAAGAAGAAGGGCGGUAGUUUUCUGGCUCGCCUCUUCAUUUUUUUGUCCCACUGAGGUUUUGGGAGCCCGCCUCAUUAUUUUAGUUCUGCGGGUGCACAGUUCCUUCCUCCUCAGCCCUGUAAUAAAACCAGUCCAAAAUAGAUCCCUGACCUUCACAUAUUUUCUAGGAUCAGUUUUAAUGUUCUCCUCUUCAGCACAAAACAUUUUUUCUUUAUCUUUGUUUUGUUGUUGUUUUUUUUAAUGUACCUUUAUGGGCGACCUUUGUUGAUAUAAGUUAAUUUUGUUUUCUUGGAAAUUUGAGGAAUCAUGUUUAUUUCUUCAGCCUUUGAAGGCUUGUUGUGCGAGUGACGUCUCGACACUGCGACAGUAGUGUUAGAGAGAUGUGGCAUUAUGCCUAACUUUGUCCUUUUGUGGGAUGAGAAGGAGAGGAUAUGAAAUACUCAGAUGAUUAUGGGAAGCUGACCUUCCCUGCACUGAUGUCUAUUUGAAAACGCCUCCUCUGAUCCUUCAAUCUUAUAUUUAAGAGGAGGUGAAAAUAAAAAAUCUUUAUCUUCUAAUAGAGUAAUGGUUAGAAUUUUAAAAUUUUCUUUUUUUAGUUUAAAACUGAUUUUGUUGCUUUUUCCUCCUACAAGUGCUGAAUGUACCGAGAAUUUAAAAAAAAAUAUGAAUAAACUUUAAUUGGUUAUCACAU